This is a messenger RNA of Pterocles gutturalis (yellow-throated sandgrouse), 414 nucleotides long. Its product is annotated as histone H2A-beta, sperm-like. The coding region runs from base 1 to 414 and encodes 137 amino acids. The record is from RefSeq and is a predicted model, not a curated record. Gene Ontology annotation, cellular component: nucleosome. The transcript has a single exon. Gene Ontology annotation, molecular function: protein heterodimerization activity; structural constituent of chromatin; DNA binding. Lineage: Eukaryota; Metazoa; Chordata; Aves; Pterocliformes; Pteroclidae.
AUGUCUGGAGAUGGGAAGAAAAACUCGGAGCUUCUCCUUGUGCCAAAGAAAACCAAAUCAGCCAAGGCUGGUCUGCAGUUCCCCGUGGGUCGUGUCUACCGGAUCCUUAAAAGAGGGAACUAUGCUGACAGGAUUGGCCCUGGUGCUGCCAUCUACCUGGCUGCGGUGCUGGAGUACCUGAGCACAGAGAUCCUGGAGCUGGCAGGGAAUGCUGCACGGGAAAACAAGAAAUCCAGGAUCAUGCCCAGGUACAUCCAGCUGGCCGUGAGAAACGAUGAUGAGCUGAACAAGCUCUUCUCCUGUGUGACUAUUGCUCAAGGCGGGGUAAUACCUAAUGUUCUUCCUGAACUUCUUCCUAAGAAGACCAUCUCGAUCAAGCCGCCCCACAAAAAUGCUCUGUCACAGGAGUUCUAA